Molecule: messenger RNA, 3404 nt
Organism: Daucus carota subsp. sativus
Lineage: Eukaryota; Viridiplantae; Streptophyta; Magnoliopsida; Apiales; Apiaceae
Product: E3 SUMO-protein ligase SIZ1
Exons: 18
Coding region: 232-2862 (876 amino acids)
Molecular function (GO): zinc ion binding
Source: RefSeq, a predicted model, not a curated record
GAUAAACCCGAAUACAUAAUUACCGACACGUCCACUGAACAAAUCCUUAUUCUGAAAUAAUUACCGACGCGUCGGGUCAGCGCUGUGGCUAGGUUGGGUCAAUCAAAGCCAACGCAUACAAAAUUGUAGGCGCUUCAAUCGAGAUUGAUCGUGAAUCGGAGAGGAAAGGAGUUGAUUAUAGAUACAUACCUACGUAGUAAUAUUUUGCAAGAAGUAGUUGGAAGUAUUGAGAUGGAUUUGGCUGCUAAUUGCAAGGACAAAUUGGCAUAUUUUCGAAUAAAGGAGCUCAAGGAUGUCCUUACACAACUUGGUCUUUCUAAGCAAGGAAAGAAGCAGGACCUUGUUGACAGGAUAUUAGCCAUUUUAUCUGAUGAUCAAGUUUCUGGAAUGUGGGCAAAGAAAAAUGCUGUUAGGAAGGAAGAGGUAGCAAAACUUGUAGAUGAUACUUACAGAAAAAUGCAGGUAUCUGGGGCAACAACUGAUUUAGCUUCAAAAGGGCAGGGUGUGUCUGAUAGCAGUAAUAUAAAAUUCAAAGAAGAACCCGAACCUGAAAUUUCUCACAAAACAGAAAAGGUUCGAUGCCUAUGUGGGAGUUCAUUACAGGCUGAUUCAAUGAUUAAGUGUGAAGACUAUAGAUGCAAUGUGUGGCAGCACAUUGGUUGUGUGCUUAUUCCAGAUAAAGUUACAGAAGGUUUUAUUCCAGCCCCUCCAGAUGUUUUUUACUGUGAACUCUGUAGACUUAAUCGUGCCGACCCCUUCUUGGUGACAAUUGCCCAUCCUUUAUAUCCUGUGAAGUUGAGUAUUGCAAAUCGUCCAACAGAUGGAACCAAUCCAGUGCAGAGUAUUGAGAAAACAUUUCAACUCACUAGAACUGACAAGGACUUGCUGGCAAAGCCGGAGUAUGAUAUUCAGGCAUGGUGUAUGCUUCUUAAUGACAAGGUUUCUUUUAGGUUGCAAUGGCCACAAUAUGCAGACCUUCAAGUCAAUGGUGUGCCUGUACGAGCAAUAAAUAGGCCUGGUUCGCAAUUGUUGGGGGCUAAUGGUCGCGAUGAUGGUCCUGUUAUUACACCUUGCACCAGAGAUGGGAUGAAUAAAAUAUCUUUAACGGGAUGUGAUGCUCGGGUAUUCUGUCUUGGGGUCAGAAUAAUAAAGAGGCGUACAGUUCAACAGAUUUUGAACUUGAUUCCAAAGGAAUCUGAUGGUGAGAGCUUUGAAGAUGCUCUCUUCCGUGUGCGUCGAUGUGUUGGUGGUGGAGCUGCCACUGAGAAUGCUGAUAGUGACAGUGAUCUGGAAGUUGUUGCUGAUUCCAUUCCAGUUAGUCUACGUUGUCCAAUGAGUGGCUCAAGAAUGAAGGUUGCUGGGAGAUUUAAGCCUUGUGUACAUAUGGGCUGCUUUGAUCUUAACGUAUUUGUCGAAAUGAAUCAACGGUCUCGGAAGUGGCAAUGCCCAAUUUGUCUCAAAAACUAUUCAUUGGAGAAUGUUAUUAUUGACCCAUAUUUUAAUCGUAUUACAUCCAAGAUGCGGAGUUGUGGAGAAGAUGUAACUGAUAUAGAAGUGAAGCCUGAUGGUUCAUGGCGUGUGAAGGCGGAAAAUGAUCGUAGGGGCCUUGGGGACAUUACCCAAUGGCAUUUUCCUGAUGGUACUGUCUGUGUACGAGUAGAUGGGGAAGCUAAAUUAAAGGCAGAUACUAUUAAGCAGGUCAAAGAGGAAUGUUUCUCUGAAGGUCAUACUGGCUUGAAGCUUGGAAUCAAGAAGAAUAGGAAUGGGAUCUGGGAAUUUAGCAAACCUGACAAUUACUCUGGCAAUAGACCUUGUGAGAAUGAAAACCGUAAUCCUAAUGGUAUUCCUAUAAACAGCAGUGCUACUGGUAGUGGUAGGGAUGGUGAUGAUCCUAGUGUCAAUCAAGAUGGUGGUGUUAACAUCGACUCAGUUUCUCCUAUCAUCGAAACAGUAUAUAAUUUACCGGACCCAAUUCUUUCUGCUCAAGUAGGCGGGGAUGCAGAAGUUAUUAUUUUGAGUGAUUCUGAUGAAGAUAAUGACCUCCUUAUUGCUUCUGGUCCCGCGUAUAGAAGCAAUGAGUCAAAUGCUGGAGGAGUUUCAUACGAGGUUCCCCUACCAGAAAAUCCAACUAGUUAUCCUGAAGAUCCUUCGACUGGGGCUGGAGGGAGUUCAUGCCUGGGAUUGUUUGGUGCCAACGGAGAGGAGUUUGGGCCACCUCUAUGGUCCUUAGCCUCUAGUAGCCAGGGAGGCCCAGGAUUUCAGUUUUUUGGUUCUGAUACAGAUCCCUUAGUUGAUAUGCAGCAUGGCUCCCUUAAUUGUCCUCCUUUAAUUAAUGGUUACACACUAACAGGAGAGACUUCUAUGGGUCCUACCGCUCUUGGUCCCAAUUCUUCAGGUCACCACUCUACAACUGAUAUAAAUGAUGGAUUCGCUAAUAAUCCCAUUGCAUUUGAUGGAGAUGAUCCGUCACUUAAGCUAUUUCUUCCUACCGGGCCUUCUGAUGCAGCAACUGAGGCCAAUAUGAGAAAUCAGUCAGAUGUUUCAAAUAAUAUAUGUCUUGAAGAUUGGACUUCUCUUACCCUUGGGGGUUGUGGCAGUGGGGGCCGCGAAGAGCCUGGAGGUGUAAAUGAACUAAAUCCAAGACAGCAAUUACCCUUUGAAGAAAGUGCUUUGGAUUCAUUGGCUGACACUGCUUCAUUGCUUCUUGGUAUGAAUGACAAUAGAUCUAAUAAUUUUCCCGUGAAUGGUAAUGGAUCCUCCAAGACAAAUCGGGAAAGAUCGCAAAGCCCAUUCUUGUUUCCCCGUAAACGUCGUUCCGUAAGGCCUAGACUCUAUCUUUCCAUCGACUCAGAUUCGGAGUGAGGAGCUGGUCCCAAAAUGAUUGUCAUUGUGGAGGGGUAAACUGAAUCACUUCCAGAUACACUCUAGGUUUUAUAAACAAACCACCUUUCAACCCGACAAUGUGGUGAUCCACCUAUUUUUGCUGCACUAGUCUUGUACUUGCUAUUUUAUAAUGCCUAAAGACAAAUUUCACUCUGAGUUUAUUAGAUCGGAGAUGCAGAAAGGUGUUCCGGUUGAAUCUGCGCAGCGAAGGUUAGGUGGAAACUGGAAAUCUCCUAUUUUGGCCUUGCUUACUCUGUCUCUGAAUGCUAAUUGCAUGUAGAUACAGGAAUAUGCAAGUUGCUGGAAUUUAGGGUGUUAUCUUUCUUGGGUGUGAAUUCUUUUGUAGAAUUAGUUAAUAAACUAUUAAGAUUACUUUACUAUGUAAUAGAUAUUUUUACAGCUGCUCUACUGUAGGAAUAAUAAUUUCUUUCUUCAAAUUUGAAAGACAUUCGUCUGGUACAGAGAAGCAUAAGUUUAUAGACAGAGAGAAUAGUAAAUUGAUAAAGCUUUGUAAAUUUCUA